Phodopus roborovskii (desert hamster) is the source of this 1803-nucleotide messenger RNA. It is a transcript of the gene Slc35f1, whose product is annotated as solute carrier family 35 member F1. Gene Ontology annotation, cellular component: membrane. Lineage: Eukaryota; Metazoa; Chordata; Mammalia; Rodentia; Cricetidae. Gene Ontology annotation, molecular function: transmembrane transporter activity. The coding region runs from base 496 to 1725 and encodes 409 amino acids. Gene Ontology annotation, biological process: transmembrane transport. The record is from RefSeq and is a predicted model, not a curated record. The transcript has 8 exons.
GGCGCUCCAGGUUCACUCUCGGUCUCUCACUCCGUGAGACACAGACGGCAGCUUUCUGAGCGCAGCCGGCACCAGCUGAAGCAGCGCCACCGCGAACUGCCCUCGCCAGGACAAGCCCUGGGCAGUGGGACAGGAGGCGAAGCCUGGCAGCCGCGUUGCUCUCUCCGCACGGUCGUUGCAGUGGACCCGGCAGCUCCGGGUUCCCGCCGACCCCCUUCGCAGCCACUUGGCGGGGUGUGCCAGGACUUGGGUCGCGCGCGCGCGGCGGCCCGGAGCGGGGGUGUGCAGCCAGGACUGGGUAGCAAGCCGAGGGCGCUGUGCUGGGAGGCGGCGGCCGGAGCCGCGGGUGCCUCCCCGCUUCGUCGCUUCGCUAGGCGGCACCGCCUCCCGGGCCGGGGCUGCUUGGCCGGGUUCUCUGCGUGUUCCCGGGCCCGGAGCCCGCGCACUAUGUGCCCGGCAGCCUUCUGAUAGCCGCCCGCCACCGCCUCCGCCGCGAUGAUUCCCCCCGAGCCUCCGCAGCCCCAGCUGCAACCGCCACCGCCGCCGGCCCCGCCGAACCAUGUGGUGACCACCAUCGAGAACCUGCCAGCUGAAGGCAGCGGCGGCGGGAGCCUGUCCGCCUCCUCCCGGGCUGGCAUGCGCCAGAGGAUCCGCAAAGUGCUGAACAGGGAGAUGUUAAUCUCUGUGGCUUUGGGCCAAGUGUUAUCCCUUCUUGUUUGUGGAAUCGGCUUGACCAGCAAGUACCUGGCAGAAGAUUUCCAUGCCAACACACCAGUCUUCCAGAGCUUUCUGAACUACAUCCUGCUCUUCUUGGUCUAUACCACCACCCUAGCUGUCAGACAAGGAGAAGAAAACCUCUUGGCAAUUUUACGACGAAGAUGGUGGAAGUACAUGAUCCUGGGACUUGUAGACUUGGAAGCUAAUUACCUGGUGGUCAAGGCUUACCAGUAUACAACUCUGACCAGUGUCCAGCUCCUGGACUGUUUUGUGAUCCCGGUGGUGAUUUUACUCUCCUGGUUCUUCCUGCUGAUCCGGUACAAGGCUGUGCAUUUCAUCGGCAUCGUGGUCUGCAUCCUGGGGAUGGGCUGCAUGGUGGGAGCUGAUGUGCUUGUGGGAAGGCACCAGGGAGCAGGGGACAAUAAGCUGGCAGGGGACCUCCUGGUCUUGGGAGGAGCCACACUGUACGGUAUCUCUAACGUCUGGGAAGAAUCCAUCAUCCGAACUCUGAGCCGAGUGGAGUUUCUAGGAAUGAUUGGUCUCUUUGGUGCAUUUUUCAGUGGAAUUCAAUUAGCCAUCAUGGAACACAAGGAGUUGCUGAAGGUGCCCUGGGAUUGGCAAAUAGGACUGCUCUAUGUCGGAUUUAGUGCCUGCAUGUUUGGCCUCUACAGCUUUAUGCCAGUCGUCAUAAAGAAAACGAGCGCCACCUCCGUCAACCUUUCUCUGCUCACAGCAGAUCUGUACAGUCUGUUCUGUGGACUCUUCCUCUUCCACUACAAGUUUUCAGGGCUUUACCUCCUGUCUUUCUUCACCAUCCUCAUCGGGCUGGUACUCUACUCCUCCACCUCCACCUACAUAGCCCAGGACCCCCGUGUGUACAAGCAGUUCCGUAAUCCUUCAGGACCUGUUGCGGACUUAGCCAGCAGCGCGGCUCAGGUGGAGCCUUCAGUCACCUAUACCAGCCUGGGCCAGGAGACAGAAGAAGAGCCCCAUGUACGUGUGGCCUAGGGUGAGGCCUGCCCUGCCCACGAGGACAACUCAGAGGCCGUGUGUUUGCUCAUCAUCUCUGUAUGUACAUAGAGAAAG